Gastrolobium bilobum is the source of this 1348-nucleotide messenger RNA. RefSeq lists its product as uncharacterized. Gene Ontology annotation, biological process: intracellular signal transduction. Gene Ontology annotation, molecular function: protein serine/threonine kinase activator activity. Bases 148 to 1167 code for a protein of 339 amino acids. The record is from RefSeq and is a predicted model, not a curated record. The transcript is spliced from 11 exons. Lineage: Eukaryota; Viridiplantae; Streptophyta; Magnoliopsida; Fabales; Fabaceae.
UCAUAAUCAUGAUGAAUAAUUGAAAUCGAAAAGAGAAAAUUGAAAAGAAGAAGAAGAAGAAGCACUACAAAAGUAGCAGCAUUUUCUUUUCCAUCCCAACAACAGGAACCGGGGGGGAGAGAGAGAGUGUGUGGAGCGAUCAUCAUCAUGUCGUUCUCGUUCUUUAAGGUUUCGAGGCCUAAAACGCCGCAGGAGGUGGCCAAGUCCAUUAGGGAGAGCCUCAUGGCCCUCGAUACCAAAACCGUUGCUGAAGUUAAAGCCCUUGAGAAGGCGUUAGAGGAAGUUGAGAAGAAUUUUGUAACAAUGAGAACCAUGCUUUCUGGAGAUGGAGAGUCAGAACCAAAUUUGGAUCAGGUAUCUCAGCUAGUGGAGGAAAUCUGCAAGGAGGAUGUUCUUACUCUUCUAAUUCACAAGCUGCCUAUACUUGGAUGGGAAGCAAGAAAGGAUUUAGUCCACUGUUGGUCCAUUUUAUUGAAACAAAAGGUCGACUCCAAUUAUUGCUGUGUAGAAUACAUUGAACAACACAUUGAGUUACUAGACUUUCUUGUUGUAUGCUAUGAUAACAAAGAAAUUGCCUUGAGCUGUGGCAUAAUGUUGCGAGAUUGCAUCAAAUUUCCAACACUUGCUAAAUAUAUAUUGGAAUCUGCAAGCUUUGUAUUGUUCUUUAAAUUUGUAGAGUUGCCUAACUUCGAUGUUGCUUCUGAUGCAUUUUCUACCUUUAAGGAUCUUCUUAUUAAACAUGGAAACGUUGUCUGUGAAUUUUUGACAGCUCACUAUGAUGAGUUCUUUGAUCUAUACGAGAAACUCUUGACAUCUCCUAAUUAUGUCACAAGAAGGCAGUCUUUAAAGCUUCUCUCGGAAUUUCUCUUGGAAUCUCCCAAUUCUCGGAUAAUGAAGCGCUACAUCUUAGAAGUUCGUUACCUGAAAGUCAUGAUGACAUUGUUGACGGAUUCAAGUAAAAACAUUCAGUUAUCAGCUUUCCACAUUUUCAAGGUUUUUGUUGCUAAUCCUAAUAAGCCUCGAGAAGUAAAAAUUAUUCUGGAGAAGAACAAGGAGAAGCUGCUAGAAUUGCUUCAUAAUCUGUCUCCGGGAAAAGGUUCAGAAGAUGAGCAAUUUGAGGAGGAAAAGGAGUUUAUCAUCAAGGAAAUUGAAAGACUAUCAGGAUAAGUCAUUUAUUCUACUGCAGCUGUGUUUGAUUUCAUAACAAAGUUUUUUUUGUUAAAAAAAACGUGUACAUCCAAAGCUAAUUUAAUGCAAGGAUUUCAUAUUGCUGUUUGAGAGCAACUAAUGUGUUGGAAGGUCCAAGGUUUUUUAUGUGGACAAGACACCAAAAAAGUAUUUGUAACAU